GACUCCCGAAGGCCCAAACACCUGGGGGCCUCAGCUCAAUGAGGGAGUUCGUCACUGUACCCUAGUUUAGCGCGCCUAAGUCCCAACGGUUCAUAUUCAUUACAUCACACUCCUUGUGGCCUACCAACAGGCAUAACGUCGAAGCCCCUUCCCUCCUCCGCUCACCUUCCUUUCCAAGUUCUAACAUUUCCGGCGGUGGCCUAGAAAGGGGACACAACCAUGGGCCGCGACCGUCGUACCGAGACAACCUUCUUACAAGAUUUACUCUUAUAUGCAGCCAGUGCCUCUUUAAGUUGCCUGGUCCUAUUCGCCGGCCUCAAACACCUAGACCUAAAUCGUGAAUCCUCCAAGAAAUCCAUUGAAAACAAAAAAGCCAUCUCCAAACGCCUCGGUCGCGCCUUCAUCCACACCAACCCCUACGAGGAUGUGAUAGCGGGUGAUGUGGUGAAUCCAGACGACAUAAAAGUUGAAUUCCAGUCGGUUGGUGGGUUUGAUAGAAUCAAAGAAGCAUUGUACGAGCUGGCUAUUCUUCCUCUUAAAAGGCCAGAGCUUUUUGCUUAUGGCAAACUUUUGGGUCCCCCAAAAGGGGUGCUUUUGUACGGACCACCAGGGACAGGGAAAACCAUGCUUGCCAAAGCCAUUGCUAAAGAAUCCGGGGCUGUCUUUAUCAAUGUUAGAGUUUCUAAUUUAAUGAGUAAAUGGUUCGGUGACGCCCAAAAACUAGUGACUGCUGUCUUUAGUUUGGCUUAUAAGCUACAGCCGGCUAUUAUAUUUAUUGAUGAAGUGGAAAGUUUUCUGGGGCAGCGACGAGCCACGGACCAGGAGGCCAUGUCUAUCAUGAAAACUGAGUUCAUGGCCUUGUGGGAUGGUUUCACCACUGAUCAGAAUGCUCGAGUUAUGGUACUGGGUGCAACCAAUCGUCCAACAGAACUUGAUGAGGCAAUACUUAGGCGUUUUUCUCAGGUUUUUGAAAUCGGAAGACCUGACUGUAACGAUAGAGAAAAGAUAUUGAAGGUGAUAUUGAAGAAUGAGAGAGUGGAUGACAAUAUUGAUUUUGACCACAUAGCUAGGCUGUGUGAAGGUUACACUGGUUCAGAUUUGCUUGAGCUCUGCAAACAAGCAGCAUAUAUUCCUCUCAGGGAUUUCUUAAGUGAUGAGAAGGCUGGGAAGAAACGUCAAGUUCCAAGACCGUUGUCACAGUUGGACUUGGAGAAAACUUUAGCUACUUCAAAUAAAACAAGUAUUGGUAUUGACGAGCACAAUGGGUAUAGCUCUUGUUCAUCAGCAUAAGUUGAAUGCAGUAUAGAUAAUUAUAGGAUCAAGAUGUGACGGAGCACAUGAAAUUUCGAUGUUCUGAAUUACUAAUUUUGAGUUGGAUGCCUAAGCCUCUGUAAACAUUGCUGUUGAGUUAGUGUAUCUGUACUCAUGAUAUUCAUGACAAUAUAGUUAAGAGAAUUUAGGCAUGUGAAAUGGCUGUUUAGUUCGAUUUUGACUAGCAGUCAUUGUUUUGAAA
Theobroma cacao (cacao) is the source of this 1513-nucleotide messenger RNA. RefSeq lists its product as uncharacterized. The record is from RefSeq and is a predicted model, not a curated record. Gene Ontology annotation, molecular function: ATP hydrolysis activity; ATP binding. NCBI's taxonomy places the organism in Eukaryota, Viridiplantae, Streptophyta, Magnoliopsida, Malvales, Malvaceae. Gene Ontology annotation, cellular component: mitochondrial outer membrane.